CCGGCAUGAUGAGCCGUUAAUUGCUGUGCCGUUAUCCAUCUCGAGUGAACCCCCAAUCGUCGAGUCAUAGAGGACAUCGUGAUGGUGGGUUGAGUGCAGCUGACGUGGCGCGUUAUGUGUCUGAAAUCUCUGGUGUGGCUGUUCAGUUGGUCUGAGUUAUUUCGAACUACGCUUUCAAUAAAACGGAAUUUUCUAUGUGUCAAAAAGGCUGGUUGGCGCCAAAGCGACACGAAAAAGUCUCCACGAUCGGACAUCGUCGCGGACGACAAGCGAUAUUGAGUCUCUCAGCCGUCAAUGCAAAACCUGAACGCCAACAGGGGCGCGCUGACCGACCAGGACAAUUGCCCAAAUGCUCACUGGCCCGUAUCGAUAGCGGCGGCAGUUCUCGACUGACACCUGAGCGAUGUGGGUUUAUGGAAACGUCCUUCGACAGGUCAGAAGUACGAACCAACCGAGCAAGGUACUGGAAAGGGAAAAUACCCCGAACGGCCAGUCCCCGAAAAAAGACUCAUAGAACACGACAAGAAAAGCUGAGUUUCCAGGCAUUCUUGGCCGAAUCCGACUCAGAAGGAAAGGAAAACUCAUUUAGUAUUGCCACAAGCGCCCCAGGCGGUUGUCUCGUAACUUCAACUAUGACUGGAUCGGAGACGGCACAGCACCCCGACUUGACAACCAUCGAAAUCAUCUUUCAGUCUCACACGCCAGACCAUUACGACGCUGGGUCAAAACGAUUUUCGAGAAGCCGCAAUAGACGAGUUGCAGACGACAAUUUCGAGUUGCUCAGUGAUGGUUCGACUGCUCUCCUAGACUUGGACCGUCAGCCCGCGACAAUUGCAAACCCUCUCGCUUAGACUUUCCACGCUCUCGGCUGAACUACAACGAACGAGGUCCAACAACGAAUAGGCGUGUCAAUCCGAAUCGAGCUCCGCCAAGGGGCAUCUAGUCCAUUUUCAACUUCCCAGCCGCAAACUUUCAGCCGGUCAUCUAACAGCAGAUUUCUAGACCGUCCAUCAACGUCUCUGACAUUGUCGAAGCACGACCGGAUAACGAUGGCUUUCCUCGGAGUUCCGGAUGGAAAACACCUAUCGGCAACCGUCAGCAUUUGGAUGAGCCCCAGUCUGGA
Molecule: messenger RNA, 1123 nt
Organism: Colletotrichum godetiae
Lineage: Eukaryota; Fungi; Ascomycota; Sordariomycetes; Glomerellales; Glomerellaceae
Exons: 3
Coding region: 195-851 (218 amino acids)
Source: RefSeq, a predicted model, not a curated record